This is a messenger RNA of Phyllotreta striolata, 2076 nucleotides long. The record is from the annotation of a GenBank genome assembly. NCBI's taxonomy places the organism in Eukaryota, Metazoa, Arthropoda, Insecta, Coleoptera, Chrysomelidae.
ACCUCCCGGUUGUAAAUUAAAUGCUUUCAUUCGAACGGUAAAGAACUGUUAAUAUAAAUUCGAUUUUCUGCAAACCGGUAGAAAUUCGUGCGUUCGCAUCGUCAAUACACGUCCCUAAACGAAGCCAAUAAACCAAGAUGGGCGACCAAGUACCGCCGGAGCAGAUGCAGGCCCUCACGGCCCCCACGCACCUCGAGCACCUCUGCCAAUUGGACAUCAACUCCCAAGCCUCGUUCAUCCGAUUGUCCGGCAUCAUUUGUACCAUAGGGCCGGCGUCUAGAGAUGUGGAUAUGUUGGUGAAGAUGAUGGAGGCCGGCAUGAACGUGGCCCGUUUGAAUUUCUCGCACGGCUCCCACGAAUACCACGCCGAGACGAUCGAGAACCUACGCAAGGCUCAAGCCGUUUACAGCAAACAAAUCGGCAUCCACUAUCCCCUGGCUAUAGCUCUGGAUACCAAAGGUCCGGAGAUCCGUACCGGAUUACUCGAAGGCGGCGGUUCGGCCGAGGUGGAGCUGAAGAAGGGCGAGAAGAUCAAGCUGACGGUGGACAAGGCGUACGAAUCGAAGGGCACCAAGGACAUGGUGUACAUCGACUACGAGAACAUCCAAUCGGUGAUCGAGCCGGGCAACCGGAUCUACCUCGACGACGGGCUGAUGUCGCUCACCGUCGACGAAAUAUCCGGAUCGGUGUUGACUUGUACUAUAGAGAACGGCGGCAUGUUGGGCAGUCGUAAAGGAUGCAAUUUGCCGGGCGUCGCGGUGGAUUUGCCGGCCGUGUCCGAGAAGGACAAGUCCGAUUUGAAAUUCGGCGUGGAUCAAAAGGUCGAUAUGGUGUUUGCGUCGUUUAUCAGGAACGGCGAGGCCUUGCAGGACAUUCGACAGGUGUUGGGCGACGGCGGGAAGAAGAUUUUGAUCAUUUCCAAAAUCGAAAAUCAACAAGGCAUGAACAAUCUGGACGAGAUCAUCGAAGCGUCGGACGGCAUAAUGGCGGCGCGCGGCGACCUCGGCAUCGAAAUACCCACCGAAAAGGUAUUCCUCGCCCAAAAGGCGAUGAUAGCCCGUUGCAAUCGAGCCGGCAAACCGGUCGUCUGCGCCACCCAAAUGCUCGAAUCGAUGGUGAAAAACCCGCGACCGACGCGCGCCGAAAGCUCCGACGUCGCCAACGCCGUCUUGGACGGCGCCGAUUGCGUCAUGUUGUCGGGCGAAACGGCCAAAGGUCGCUACCCGUUGGAGUGCGUGCGCACGAUGGCGAACAUCUGCAAGGAGGCGGAGGCGGCGAUGUGGACGCAGGAGAUGUACAAAGAUCUGGCCGAUUCGAUGCCGAUACCGUUGGACAUGGCCAACACGAUCGCCCUGUCGGCCGUCGAGGCGUCGAACAAAUGCAUGGCGGCCGCCAUUAUCGUGAUCACUACGUCGGGCAAAUCGGCGUAUUUGAUAUCGAAAUUCAAGCCGAGGUGUCCGAUUAUAGCGAUAACGCGAAACGCGCAGGUCGCCCGACAGGCGAUGGUCUACAGGGCGGUGUUGCCGUUGUUGUACGAGGGCGCCAGGUUGGAUGAUUGGUUGAGAGAUGUGGAUGCUCGGUUGAUAUUCGGUAUUCGUUACGGUAAGGUGAAGGGUUUUAUCAAGACGGGCGAUCCGAUUAUCGUGGUGACCGGUUGGAAGCAGGGUUCCGGUUAUACUAAUACGAUGAGGAUCAUUUAUGUGGCCGAUGAGGUGCAGGCCAUUUGUACCGGGGCUUGUUCUAAGUAGAUGGAUAUCGAGCGGUUGCCGAUGGGCUUUUUUUUAUCGAUGUGUGAAAAAUUGUAUCGAUAAUGAGCGCUGGGCGUAUAUUCCGUACUCUAAUUAUAUAUUUUUCGGUUUGCGUAGCACCUGUCAAUAAAUUAUUUGAUUAGUAUUAUGUGUGUAAAAUGUAUAUUGCAAAAUUUCGAUGAUGCGAAGCUAUGUAUUUCGAUGAAAAAAUUCCUAGUUUCUCUAGUCUAUAUAAUUGAAAUUAUAAUUUUGUUGAUUGGCAUAACUGAAAGUUAUUUUGUAAAAUUUGUUUUCCGGUUGAAAUCAUAAAAUAAUAAUGAAUGUUUAA